Molecule: messenger RNA, 1235 nt
Organism: Pangasianodon hypophthalmus (striped catfish)
Lineage: Eukaryota; Metazoa; Chordata; Actinopteri; Siluriformes; Pangasiidae
Product: Cyclin-dependent kinases regulatory subunit 2-like
Exons: 3
Coding region: 136-369 (77 amino acids)
Biological process (GO): regulation of mitotic cell cycle
Cellular component (GO): cyclin-dependent protein kinase holoenzyme complex; SCF ubiquitin ligase complex
Molecular function (GO): ubiquitin binding; histone binding; cyclin-dependent protein serine/threonine kinase activator activity
Source: RefSeq, a predicted model, not a curated record
CGCAUUCAAAAGUUUUUUCGGAAAGGGCUCGUGCUGCUGAGCGAGAACAUUCCAAACUUUGACUUUAGCUAAACUGAUUAUUAUUAUUAUUAUUGUUAUUAUUUAAAAAAACAAAAAAACAAAAACGCACUCGCCAUGGCUCAUAAACAGAUCUACUACUCCGAUAAAUACAAUGACGACCUCUACGAGUACAGGCACGUCGUCUUGCCGCGGGAGUUGGCCAAACAAGUCCCCAAGUCCCACCUGAUGUCUGAGGACGAGUGGAGGAGGCUCGGCGUGCAGCAGUCUCUCGGAUGGGUGCAUUACAUGAUUCACGAACCCGAACCCCACAUCCUGUUGUUUAGGAGACCUCUUCCAAAGCAGCAAUGACCGUGAGACCCUCUGAUUCUCUGGAGCCUUCCUGCGGAUUAUUCUGGUAUUCAGUGAAUACUUGCGACCUUUAAGAUUACGACCUCCUGUGCAUUUAGCUGGAUUUUUCUCAGCGCCUACGCUCAGUCAGAGAAUCAAGACGAUGCAAAACCAUAUUUCAGCGUGGAAGUUUUUUUUAAAAAGGGGCCUUAAAUAAUGUCGUAAUGAUCCUGCCUAGUAAAAUGAUUAAAUGUGUUCUUUGCUGCAUCUUUAGCAUCGAUAUCAUGGAAGUCACCAUUUUGUGACCAAAGAUGAGAGAGAACUUUUUUUUUUUCUUUCUUUCUUUUCUUUUUUUUUUUUUUUCCCACAGCUUUUAGUUAAUGACUUGUAUUUCUAGCACAGAGUUGUCUGGAUGAGGUGCACAUUCGCCAGGUUGGGAAUAAUGCUUGUGUCUUUUCAUGAUUGAUUCGACUUGUGAAGGGUGAAGUUCUUGAUUUGAUUACCAAGCAAAGCACUGCAACGUGGAAAGACCUAAUGUUGGGGAGUAAAACCACAGAUUUUUUUGUUUUCCUGAAAAAAACAAAUGGUCCUACACAAAUGCUAAAAACAAACAAACAAAAAAACUGCUGUAAUGUUGUAGGGAUUAAACUGUAAAUGUUGAGGCGCUUGUGUACAAAACGUUAUACGUGACCAAUCACCAAGGAGAUAGCAAGGAGCAGUGUUUUGCUGUAGAUGUGCCUUGUAGUGCAAAAUAACGUUAAUUUUAAGAAAGUGUUGACUUUCAGUAACGGAAAAUAACUGUAUUUUAUGUUGCCAAACAAAAAUGACCAUUAUGAAGCCAGCAUGUCUUGUACAAUCUAAUAAAUAUAAAGCUUUUUCAUAUUGAA